CUUUGACAAUUCCCAAAUUUUACGAAACCAAACUUCUCCACAAUGGCUGUUGGAAAAAACAAGAGACUCUCCAAAGGCAAGAAGGGAAUUAAGAAGCGUGCCGUUGACCCUUUCGCUCGUAAGGACUGGUACGACAUCAAGGCUCCUUCCUUCUUCGAGGUCAAGAACGUUGGAAAGACUCUUGUCAACCGCACUGCCGGUCUUAAGAACGCCAAUGACGCCCUUAAGGGACGUAUCCUUGAAGUUUCCCUUGCAGACUUGCAAAAGGACGAGGAACACGCAUUCCGCAAGGUUAAGCUCCGUGUUGAAGACAUUCAAGGUAAGAACUGUCUUACCAGCUUCAAUGGUUUGAGCAUCACUUCUGACAAGUUGCGUUCUCUUGUUCGUAAGUGGCAAACCACUAUCGAAGCCAACCAAACCAUCAAGACUACUGAUGGCUAUCUCUGCCGUGUCUUCGUUAUUGGCUUCACUCGUCGUCGUGCCAACCAAGUCAAGAAGGCCACCUAUGCUCAAUCCUCUCAAAUCCGCGCUAUCCGUCAGAAGAUGUUCCAAGUCAUCCAAAACCAAACCUCCUCUUGCUCCAUGAGAGAGCUUGUCCAAAAGCUUAUCCCCGAGGUUGUUGGUCGUGAGAUUGAGAAAGCUACUAACGGUAUCUUCCCUCUCCAAAACGUUCUUGUCCGUAAGGUCAAGAUCCUUAAGUCUCCCAAGCACGAUGCUCAAAAGCUUCUUGAGCUUCACGGUGGUGAGGGCCAAGAUGUUGGUACUAAGGUUGUCAAGGAUGUCACUCCUUUGGAGUCUGUAUAAACAUAUCCUAUUGAAUUUAUUGGGGCUGCAAAUUGAAAUAUAUAGAAUAGCUAAUGAGAAGAGCGUCUAUUAUAUAAACACCUGAAGUCUGUAGUUCUGAAAUUGUAUAGUAUAUUGUAAUUUCCUUAGUUUGUUUCUUACAAUAUUUUCCUG
Messenger RNA from Schizosaccharomyces cryophilus OY26, 957 nucleotides. RefSeq names its product 40S ribosomal protein S3a. Gene Ontology annotation, cellular component: ribosome; cytosol. Gene Ontology annotation, molecular function: structural constituent of ribosome. The coding region runs from base 43 to 804 and encodes 253 amino acids. The record is from RefSeq and is a predicted model, not a curated record. NCBI's taxonomy places the organism in Eukaryota, Fungi, Ascomycota, Schizosaccharomycetes, Schizosaccharomycetales, Schizosaccharomycetaceae. The transcript has a single exon. Gene Ontology annotation, biological process: translation.